UCAGCGGUACUCACACUUCACUGACUCUGCACACACACAGGCUGGACACACACUUACCACACACCUAGAAACACACACAAAGGCUCAUUUAGUCAAACCUGCAAAGAUGCCGUGUGUCAGCUCUCAUCUCGACCAGGUGGUGAAGAUGCCUUGUAGCCACAGCUCUGUGGGUGAUGAACUCCUCAUGGUAGAGCAGAUCCUCUCAGAGUUCAGGCUGAACAAGGAAGAGCUUAAAGAAAUCAUGAAGAGGAUGCGGUGUGAGAUGGAGAGGGGACUGCGUUUAGAGACACAUGAAGAGGCCAGCGUCAAAAUGCUUCCAACUUAUGUCUGCUCCACCCCUGAGGGAUCAGAGGUGGGCGAUUUCCUGGCUCUGGACCUGGGGGGCACAAACUUCCGUGUGAUGCUGGUGAAGGUGGGUGAAGAUGAGGAGAGGAGCUGGAAGGUGGAGACCAAAAACCAGAUGUACUCUAUUCCUGAAGAUGCCAUGACAGGCACUGCUGAAAUGCUAUUUGACUAUAUAGCAGAGUGUAUGUCAGACUUUUUGGACAAACAUCAUAUCAAGCACAAGAAGCUUCCUCUGGGAUUCACCUUCUCCUUUCCUGUACGACACGAGGACAUUGAUAAGGGUAUCCUGAUCAACUGGACCAAAGGCUUCAAGGCCUCUGGGGCAGAGGGGAACAAUGUUGUGGGUUUACUCAGAGAUGCUAUCAAGAGGCGAGGGGAAUUUGAGAUGGAUGUGGUUGCCAUGGUGAAUGACACGGUAGCCACCAUGAUUUCCUGUUAUUACGAGGAUCGCAGCUGUGAAGUGGGGAUGAUUGUUGGUACUGGUUGUAAUGUGUGUUACAUGGAGGAGAUGAGGAAUGUGGAGCUGGUUGAAGGGGAGGAGGGAAGGAUGUGUGUGAACACAGAGUGGGGGGCAUUCGGAGACAACGGGGAGCUUGAGGAGUUCAGACUGGAGUACGACAGGGUGGUAGACGAGACCUCGAUUAACCCCGGACAUCAGCUUUACGAGAAACUGAUCAGUGGGAAGUAUAUGGGUGAGCUGGUCAGGCUUGUCCUGAUGAAGCUGGUGAAUGAAGACCUGCUGUUUAAUGGUGAAGCAUCAGAGCUGCUGAAGACACGUGGCAGCUUUGAGACACGCUACGUCUCACAGGUGGAGAGUGACACUGGGGACAGAAAACAAAUCUACAAUAUUCUGUCCUCGCUGGGUGUUCUGCCGUCAGAGCUGGACUGUGACAUAGUGCGUCUGGUCUGCGAGAGCGUUUCCACUCGCUCUGCUCAUAUGUGCGGCGCAGGACUUGCUGGCGUGAUCAACCUGAUGAGGGAGCGACGUAGCCAGGAAUCCCUGGAGAUCACAGUGGGGGUUGACGGAUCUGUCUACAAACUGCACCCAUGUUUACGUGAGCGGUUCCACAAAAUCGUCAGGGACCUCACGCCUCACUGUGAGAUCAGCUUCCUCCAGUCGGAGGAGGGAAGCGGUCGCGGAGCUGCUCUUAUCUCAGCAGUGGCUUGUAAGAUGGCUGCAUGCCUGCGGACACAGUAAAGGGAGCUGUCUUGAGACAGGGCAGCAGUGAAGCAAGCCUGAAUUCUGAAUCUGAGAACACUGAUGACAUGUCAUUCACGGUCGGCAGCUCUGGCCUUUUUAGGCUCUGUGGGAUGUGUGUCAACAAAGCUGAUACUCAGCGCUGGAGGAUGUGCAGAAAAGAAAGCAGCAAACAACUUGCAUUAUACACUGUAUUUGGUAGUAUUAGACCCUGUAGCAAUUUCAGUGUUCCUGAACUUUAUGAAUUGGUUUACUGUGACGGACUGGCCAUUUCAAAAAUGGCUGAUGUAUUAUUGAUGACAGUGCUUACCAGUGAAAACUGGUUGAUGUACAACACAAAGAUUGUUUUUGUAAAACUUGUUGUAAACUAUGACUAAAUCAAAUGUAUUGCUUUAUUGUGUAAUUUCUGUUUGUGAGCAAUAAUACAUUUCUUUGGUAUUGUAUAUUUAAAUUUUAUGUUUACAACCUUAUGUGUGUUAGCCAGUAGAUUUUCAUAUGUGCUUGAUGAAAUGUUAAGAAUGUGAAUAAGUUUAACUGUAAAUAAAAUUGCUUAAUUAAAAUAAACUAUUAUACCCUA
Messenger RNA from Scatophagus argus, 2120 nucleotides. It is a transcript of the gene gck, whose product is annotated as glucokinase (hexokinase 4). The record is from RefSeq and is a predicted model, not a curated record. Gene Ontology annotation, cellular component: cytosol; mitochondrion. Gene Ontology annotation, biological process: regulation of insulin secretion; intracellular glucose homeostasis; glycolytic process. The coding region runs from base 107 to 1543 and encodes 478 amino acids. NCBI's taxonomy places the organism in Eukaryota, Metazoa, Chordata, Actinopteri, Scatophagidae. The transcript is spliced from 10 exons. Gene Ontology annotation, molecular function: glucokinase activity; mannokinase activity; fructokinase activity.